AGUUCCGGCGGACGUCGCCAUCUUGCCGUGAGACUGCAGGAGUCGGCGCGCGAUGUUGUCUUCUGCUGCCGAGCACCGGGUUCCCGGCCGGGAGCUGGGGAUGGAGUCGCGUUGCGCCGAGGGUCCUGUGCAGCUCCGCUUUUCACCCUACGCCUUCAACGGAGGUACUGUACUGGCCAUUGCUGGAGAAGAUUUUUCGAUUGUUGCUUCUGAUACUAGAUUGAGUGAAGGAUAUUCCAUUCAUACCAGAGAUAGCCCCAAAUGUUACAAAUUAACAGAGAGAACGGUCAUUGGAUGCAGUGGUUUUCAUGGAGACUGUCUUACCCUGACAAAGAUUAUUGAAGCAAGACUAAAGAUGUACAAGCACUCCAACAACAAGGCCAUGACGACCGGGGCUAUUGCUGCCAUGCUGUCCACCAUUCUGUACUCGAGGCGCUUCUUUCCAUACUAUGUUUACAACAUCAUCGGUGGACUUGACGAGGAAGGGAAGGGAGCUGUGUACAGUUUUGACCCGGUCGGCUCCUAUCAGAGAGACUCCUUCAAGGCUGGGGGCUCGGCAAGCGCCAUGUUGCAACCCCUGCUUGACAACCAGGUUGGUUUCAAGAACAUGCAGAAUGUGGAACAUGUCCCACUGUCUUUGGAUAGAGCCAUGCGACUGGUGAAAGAUGUCUUCAUCUCUGCAGCAGAGAGGGAUGUGUACACUGGGGAUGCCCUCAGGAUCUGCAUUGUGACCAAGGAGGGAAUCAGGGAGGAGACCGUUCCCCUGAGGAAAGACUGAUUGAUGUAGCCUAUCUUGGAGCUGCCAGGACAAGUUUGUUUUAUUAAAAAAGAGCACUGAAGUGCUGAUUUCAUUA
Dipodomys ordii (Ord's kangaroo rat) is the source of this 854-nucleotide messenger RNA. It is a transcript of the gene Psmb1, whose product is annotated as proteasome (prosome, macropain) subunit, beta type, 1. Gene Ontology annotation, cellular component: proteasome core complex. Lineage: Eukaryota; Metazoa; Chordata; Mammalia; Rodentia; Heteromyidae. Bases 53 to 778 code for a protein of 241 amino acids. The transcript is spliced from 6 exons. The record is from RefSeq and is a predicted model, not a curated record.